CUGAUAGUUUUUUUUUUUCACCUCUCUAAUCUCUGUUUCUUCGAGACAACAAUGGCGAGCGGAAUCCUGAGGAGGGCAAUAGCUAGGGUUUCUGCAACUCCACCUUCAAGAUUCGUUCGAAUUCGAGCACAUGCUGCGGCUGCCGAAGCGCAGCAAGUUGAGCAGAAAGCGGCCGCCUCAACGAACCUAAAGACAUUCGCAAUCUACCGAUGGAACCCUGAUAGUCCUUCUAAACCAGAGCUUCAGGAGUACAAGAUCGAUCUCAAAGAGUGCGGCCCCAUGGUGCUAGAUGCGCUUAUCAAAAUCAAGAACGAGGUCGACCCUACUCUAACCUUCCGCCGUUCGUGCCGAGAGGGGAUCUGCGGCUCCUGUGCGAUGAACAUCGAUGGAUGUAAUGGAUUGGCUUGCUUGACCAAGAUUCCGUCCGGAGCUUCCUCGACGAUUACGCCGCUGCCUCAUAUGUUCGUGAUCAAGGAUCUGGUGGUGGACAUGACCAAUUUCUAUAACCAGUAUAAGAGUAUUGAGCCGUGGUUGAAAAGGAAGAGCGAGCCGCCUGUGCCUGGGAAGGAGAUACUUCAGAGUAAGAAAGAUAGGGCUAAGUUGGAUGGAAUGUAUGAGUGUAUAUUGUGUGCUUGCUGUAGUACAUCGUGCCCCAGCUAUUGGUGGAACCCAGAGUCCUACCUCGGACCAGCCGCUUUGCUCCAUGCCAAUAGGUGGAUAAGCGAUAGCCGUGAUGAAUAUACCAAAGAAAGACUUGAGGCAAUAAAUGAUGAAUUCAAGCUCUAUCGUUGUCAUACUAUUCUGAACUGUGCCCGUGCAUGUCCCAAGGGUUUGAACCCUGGAAAACAGAUUCAAAAUAUCAAACAACUUCAGCUUGUGGGUUGAGCCUAAGUUUCUAGGUACAAUGAAGCACAAUAAUGUUCUUUUCAUUCAGUUCGGAUAUAUUUUGAGGAGAUGAACUCUGUGAUUUUGAUAUAAUAACUUGUGGAUCACUUACUUUCCACCCAUUCUGUACUUACUUAUCAUUUGGGUUUGCAAAUAAAUGUUGAUAGAAACCUUGUUUUCUUCUUGAGUUGCUGUAUCAAGAUCUUCCUUUAUUCAUCA
Cucurbita maxima (winter squash) is the source of this 1104-nucleotide messenger RNA. RefSeq names its product succinate dehydrogenase [ubiquinone] iron-sulfur subunit 2, mitochondrial. Gene Ontology annotation, biological process: respiratory electron transport chain; aerobic respiration; tricarboxylic acid cycle. Bases 52 to 885 code for a protein of 277 amino acids. The transcript is spliced from 3 exons. Lineage: Eukaryota; Viridiplantae; Streptophyta; Magnoliopsida; Cucurbitales; Cucurbitaceae. The record is from RefSeq and is a predicted model, not a curated record. Gene Ontology annotation, cellular component: mitochondrion. Gene Ontology annotation, molecular function: 2 iron, 2 sulfur cluster binding; electron transfer activity.